Molecule: messenger RNA, 1520 nt
Organism: Globicephala melas (long-finned pilot whale)
Lineage: Eukaryota; Metazoa; Chordata; Mammalia; Artiodactyla; Delphinidae
Source: RefSeq, a predicted model, not a curated record
GCCCGCACUCGCCUGGAGAUCUGAGGAGUGUCUUUCAACUGACAUGAUUGUAAAAGUUAUUUUCAAAGAUAUUAAAUGAAACUUUUCUACUUCAAAGCCACUGUCCAGAGUCGCCAUUGUCAACAAGUUGGUGUGGACUUUUUACUUUAUGAUAUACACACAGACGUUAUGGUGAGGAGACUCCUCCGUGAAGCCUGUGGUCUGAAGUAAGAGACCUAAACUCUGCACGAUUCUGGCCCCAAAUCUGGCCCACCCCGUGGACUCCUGCCUCUCACCUGCCAGGACUGCUCUCAAUGGAGCUGCCUGAUGCGGAUCAAGCCUCUUCCUGGGAGGAGGACCGCAAGUUUGUCCUGCGGGGCUGGUGUCUUGUCUUCAACAUCCUGGCGACCCUGAUGCUGCUCAGCGUGUUGGAUGGGCGGAUGGCCUACCUGCAGGGCUCCUACACUGGCUACCUGGGCCUCUGGACCAGCUGCGGGAAGCACAAGUGCGCCAGCCUGGGCCAAGUCACCGUUCUCAUCCACAUGAGCACGGGCUUCAUGAUCCUGGCCCUGAUCCUGUGUCUGGUCCUCCUCCCGGCCAUGGGCUUCUCCUUCCGGCCAGUGUUCCGCCGCCUUAACAAGGCGGACCUGAUCUUCAGUUCCCUCAGCUUGUGCAUCGGUAAGUGUUUCCCUGGGGCACGGGGUGCCCUCCCUACCUCAGCAUCUCUCCCCUCUCCUCUUUCUGGCUCUGUGUGUCUCAGAGUUUCUGUCCUGCUGGGUGUCUGUCUUUGGAUGCCUCUUGGGCUCUCCGUCCCACCCUCCCUGUGUGUUCCUCAGUUCUAUAUCCUUCUCAGUCGGGGUGAGUGUGCCGGGCCUCUCACUCUCUUCCUGGUUCCCACUCUUUCUUUCCGCCCCCUCCUGGUAUCUUUCUGUCUGUCUUGUGUGUGCGUUUGCGCGCGCGCGCCCUUGUCACGGAGGGUGGGAGAGGAUGUGUCUCUUUUCUCUUUCUGGGGGCCUCGGGGUCCCUGUCCAGCCUCGUGUCCGUCUCUGGCCCCACCCCCAGUGCAGGGCUCCUGGUUGUCCUCAGCCUGACGCUCUUUGUAGCCAACUGCGAGACGCUCCAACCGAGGCCACAGGUAUCCUACCUGGUGACCACCUACCUGUGCUGGGGCGCCGGCGCCGUGACGCUGGGGGCCGGAACCCUGAGCUACUUAAACUACGUGGGCAUGUGGGGCAAAAGGGGGCCCUCCUUGGAGCAGCGGCUGAACCACCGGCGGUGCGUCUCGCAGCAGAGCACCCUGAAGUUCAUGUCCGAACAGCAGCGGUCAGACCCAGACUCGAAGAGCACCGAGGAAGAGCCCAGUUCACUUCCUCCCCAAGAACCCCCGUCUAAGCCUCUCUAAGCAAUUGCACCCGAGCUUCUCAGGACACUGACGCCUCACCGCCGCCAGGUGCCGGGCCCACCCAUUUCACCUUGGCCACGCGCCCGAGACUAGACUUCCCUGGAGGUCCCACUCCCUAAGAACCCCCCGAGAACAGGUG